UUUUGCGAAUUUUAACAACUUAUUAAAACUGUUUUUCAAUACAAAUUAAAGAUAUAUAUAGAAUAACUAUGCACUUACGAUCAACAGUAACUAUUUAGCAGUACUGAUAUUGAAUAAAUAAAGUUAAAAGCGGAUUCUCAAUAUUUGUUUAAAUCAAAUAACCUGGAAAUAUGUUAAGACUACAAAUUUUAAAAAAUAGGAUAGCUAUAUCUUCUCAAAGGCGGUUGAAAUCUUCAAGCAGCUUUAUUAGAAAUACAUUCAUAAAGUACUUUAAAGACAAUCAUGAACAUAAACAUAUUAAAUCUAGUUCUGUUGUGGCGCUCUGUGAUCCCACUGUACCAUUCGUGAACGCUGGCAUGAAUCAGUUUAAAGGUGUGUUCUUAGGAGUUGUUGAUGCUUCAUGUCCCCGUGCUGUUAAUUCACAAAAGUGUAUUCGUGUUGGAGGUAAACAUAAUGACCUCGACUUAGUUGGCAUUGAUGGCCAUCACCACACCUUUUUUGAGAUGCUCGGCAAUUGGUCUUUUGGUGAUUAUUAUAAGAAAGAAGCUUGCCAAAUGGCCUGGAACCUUCUAUUGGGUCCGUACAAAAUGAAACCUGAAAAUUUAUUGGUUACAUAUUUUUCUGGUGAUGCCAUAAUAGGCCUGGAGGAGGAUCGAGAGUGUAGAGAUAUUUGGAAAGGGAUUGGCGUACCUUCAAGUCACAUCAAAGGUCAUGGAGCUAGGGAUAACUUCUGGGAGAUGGGACCGACAGGACCGUGCGGACCUUGUACUGAGAUACACUACAUACACCCAGAUGGGUCGUUAACGGAAAUAUGGAACAUUGUGUUCAUUCAGUGCAAUAGAGAAGCAGAUGGCUCAGUGAGUGCCCUCAGGCGCCAGCAUGUGGAUACUGGUAUGGGGUUAGAGCGCAUGACCGCCUUGCUGCAAGGUGUACCCUCUAACUACGACACGGAUCUCUUCCGACCGCUCAUCUCUGCCAUUGAAAGGAAUAGUAAAGGCGCGGCGAAGUAUACCGCGAGCUACAACGCCGACGCUAAGCUGGACCAAGCGUACAGACGGCUGUCGGACCACGCUCGGAUGGUAAGCGUGUGUCUCGCCGACGGCGUGUUCCCUUCAUCUAGCGUCAACUUAAAGCAAAUCAUGCGCAAGUCUUUCAAAAUAAGCUCAGAGGUCUUCCAAAACUCCGACCUCCUCUCCGUCCUCUAUGAUGAAAUGAUCACCACAUUGGGAGACACGUACCCCGAACUCGCGUCCAAAGAGAAAGACGCGAAGCUAAUAAUCGACCACGAGAAAGAAAGUUACAUACAAUUAAAGGCUUCGUUGGCGAAGAAAUGGCGGGAUCUCGUAAAAACACACCCUGAGGUUGAAGAAUUGAAUGAUGUUGACCUGGCAGGUUUUGCCUUAGGAUACAAGGAAUUCAAAGAGUCAAUGUCAAAAAUAAAAUCGACCGUAAUUCCAGGGGAGGUAGUAUUUAAAUUAUACGACACACACGGGUUCCAAGAAGACAUCAUCGAGAGGAUAGCGAAAUUGAACAAUUUGGAAAUAGAUAAGAAGGGUUUCUGGAAACUUCUAUCGAAUCACAAAGCAAGACAUAAAACUGCGUUCAAAGAACAAACAACCAAUAAGGGUAUCAUGUUCGAUAAAGCAAUACAAGUUUUAAAUGAAAAUGGAAUUAAGAAAACUAACGAUCAACCAAAGUAUGAUUUUAACGAAAUAGACGAUGAGAUAACAUUCGAUCCUCUUAAAUCGAAAAUAGUUGCAAUACUGAACGAGGAUGGCGAAUGGCUGGACUUCUCAGAACCAUGCGAAAGUAAACCCUAUUACAUAGUGACGGAAAGCACAAAUUUCUUCUGCGAGGAGGGCGGUCAAAUAGCCGACGAUGGUUUUAUAGAUUUCAAUGAAAACGUGCAUUUCAAAGUGGACAGUGUUUUUAAAAUUCGUGACAUCGUUUUCCAUAAAGGUCACUUCGCUUUGAACAAAGACAGCGAUGUGUACGUGAAGAGAGGUCAUUAUGUGAUGUUAAAAAUAAACGGUGAUAGGAGAAGGGAUAUUAUGGUGAACCACACGGCGAUACAUUUGUUGAACGCAGCGAUUAGGAAAGUGCUACCAAAUAGUGUGAUAUGCCAGACGGGGUCGAAUGUUACCGACAAGUGGUUCACUUUAAACUUGUCGGUUUAUGGUGAGAAGUUGUCGCAGAAGGUCGUUUUGGAAGCUCAGGAAUUAAUAAGACAGACGAUAGAAUCCAAUGCCUUAGUGCAAACUCAAGUUAUAGAUAGUACCCAGUUGUCAUCAGAGCCCGGCGUGCUCACAGUCCCCGGGGAGACUUACCCUGAAGUGGGCCUUCGCUUAGUGACAUGUAUGCCUCCUUUAGUUUCCAAGGAGCUGUGCUGCGGCACGCACGUGCGCGGCGCGCGGGCCGUGCGCGGCGUGCGCGUGUGCGGCGCGCGCGGCGCGGGCGGGCGCGCGCCCGGCCUGCGCGCGCUCGCCGGCCGCGCCGCGCUGCAGGCGCAAGAACUCUUCUGCCGAGCACAGAAGCUGGCCGAAGUGAUAGACCUGGCCGACCCCGAGCGUGUGAAGGGGGAGAUUUCGGCGAUAAAGAGGGAGUUAUCGGAGCUCUGUGGGUCGGGCGGGGCACCUUACGGCGACUACGCAGACUGCCUGCAACUACUCGAACGCUUACAAAAGAGAGCUACUAAUAAGAACGACGUAGCGUUACAAGCAAUCGCCCAAGCGGAAGUUGAGGAAGCUUGUCAAGAGGCGAUCCGCGAAGGUCGUCGCUUCACCGUGCAUUUUUUGCGCUGUUCCUACCUCAUGCAAAGCGAUGCCGUCAGGGCGACCCUUGAGACUGGAAACCAGAACUUGCCCACGUUACUGUUAGGUUGCGCUGGAGGAGUCGUGGUGGCCACUGCUCGAGUGCCUAAGGAAAUGACGACGUCAACGUUCACAGCAGGGAAGUGGUUAUCUUGCGUUCUGCCGAUAUUCAAAGCUACCAUCCUGCCGGCAACGAACGACCGAUCUUUGCGAACACACGCAGAAAUGAGUGCAACUAAGGUAAGUUUAAUAAACUGCGAGCAGAUGGUCCAGGAUUCUAUGCGGGUUGCAAUUAAAUAUGCGCAGUCGCAUAUCAAAGAUCUCAACAGUACAGAUAUGGGGGACAAAGAACAAACCACGCAGAAUAGGCAACAUAACUAGGAUGUAUGCUUGUGUGUUACAAAUUGUUUAGGAACACGGUCUUAUUACUUGAAUCAAUGAAGAUUAAGUAAAAAAAAUCUUAAAUUUAUGAUUACAUUUAUUAGAUAAUCGAGGAUUUUAAUGUUAUCUCGAUAGGAUAGAAGGUUUUUGUUAUACACAAAAAUCUUAAGUUUUUUAAAUGAUUAUAAAGUAAUUUAUUGAUUUUUCCACUGCUGAGCAAUUGCUAAUAUAAAUGGAGGUAUAUAUAUAUAUAAUAAUUAUAUAUACAUAUUUAUGUAUAGUCUAUAUUAGUUUUAAUUAGCAAUCAUGCAAAUUGUGUUUAAUUUAUAAAUAAAUCGGUGCUGUUGUUAUUUAAAUAGAAUAAUUAUAAAUCGUAGAAAUUUUAUCUGUAGUAACAUUGAUUUUCGUUUUUUUUUUGUAUUUGAAACAAAACAAGGCAGAUGGGCAAAUUAUACGCCAUACACUAGAAAAAUGGACAGUAAAGUUUAAUAUAUUGUCUAGAAUUACACUUAUGGACUUUAAAGGGUCAGUGGACUCUUCAAAUCAUUGAGUUGUUUGUCUGAUACAGAUUAUAAUAAAAUAUUAAUAAAUAUGUCAAUUUACAAGUUAGACUAUUAUUUGAAAUGCUCAAAUAUAAUUUUUGUUUGAAAUAUCUGUCAAAAAUAAGAACAUAAAAUUCUUGAAUGAAAUAUUUUUAUUCAUUCAUCCUCCU
Molecule: messenger RNA, 3903 nt
Organism: Nymphalis io (European peacock)
Lineage: Eukaryota; Metazoa; Arthropoda; Insecta; Lepidoptera; Nymphalidae
Gene: AlaRS-m
Product: alanine--tRNA ligase, mitochondrial
Exons: 14
Coding region: 171-3191 (1006 amino acids)
Biological process (GO): tRNA modification; alanyl-tRNA aminoacylation
Cellular component (GO): mitochondrion; cytoplasm
Molecular function (GO): aminoacyl-tRNA deacylase activity; alanine-tRNA ligase activity; ATP binding
Source: RefSeq, a predicted model, not a curated record